Molecule: messenger RNA, 2861 nt
Organism: Populus trichocarpa (black cottonwood)
Lineage: Eukaryota; Viridiplantae; Streptophyta; Magnoliopsida; Malpighiales; Salicaceae
Exons: 18
Coding region: 353-2398 (681 amino acids)
Biological process (GO): 7-methylguanosine mRNA capping; protein dephosphorylation
Molecular function (GO): mRNA guanylyltransferase activity; mRNA 5'-triphosphate monophosphatase activity; ATP binding
Source: RefSeq, a predicted model, not a curated record
CUCUCUCUCUCUCGUGAUGUCUCUCUCGACAUGGGUUUGAUACUUAAAUAAAAAAAAAAAGAGAAAAAAACAAACACAUCUUCACUUCGCCCUGUCUCUCUCUAAGCCAACAAACCCCACCCCUCUCUUUCUCUCUAGGGUUUCGAACCCGAAAAAGAUUUCAAGCAGAAACGUACGCAUACAACUCCCGCUCCAUAAUUCUAGGGUUUUGAUCGGCCGAGACUCUGUGCCACACCUACUUAACCUGCACUGUCUAGUCCUUUAGACCCUGAUUUAUCCUCGAUUUCUUGAUAAUGUAGGUGCUGCUGUUAUAAGAAGAGAAUUUGAUAUUUUUCAUGCUGGUAAAUGUUGAAUGGUUGUUACCAUGGAUUUAAAUGUGUCGCCGGUACCUGAAGGCGACGAAGAUAAUUCUGAAGGGCACGUAGAAGAAUACAGUCCUGCUGGUGAACGGUCAGAGUCUGCUGUCGAAACUGCCCGCAGGGAACGUGAAGAAAGACGUAAGCGUUUGAGAAAUGAAUGCUCAGAUGACAGACCUGUACAUGUGUCUCAGCAACCAGUGCACGAUCAAUUUUUUCCAUCUAAACGCUAUAAAUCAUAUGAUAAAAGCAAACUUCCUCCUGGCUGGUUGGACUGUCCUGCAUUUGGCCAGGAAAUAAAUUGUAUCGUUCCUUCUAAGGUUCCACUCGGUGAAGCUUACAAUGACUGCAUUCCUCCUGGUAAAAGAUACUCCUUUAAACAAGUCAUUCAUCAACAAAGAGUUUUAGGAAGGAAACUUGGUCUGGUGAUUGAUUUGACAAAUACUACUCGCUACUAUUCAACAGUAGAUUUGAAGAAAGAAGGUAUCAAGCAUGUCAAGAUAUAUUGCAAGGGGCGUGAUGCUGUACCAGAGAAUACAGCUGUAAAUACCUUUGUUUAUGAGGUCAUGCAAUUCCUCUUGCGUCAGAAACAUACAAAGAAGUAUAUUCUUGUUCAUUGUACACAUGGGCAUAAUCGUACAGGAUAUAUGAUAGCUCAUUAUUUAAUGCGUUCACAACUAAUGUCUGUCACUCAGGCAAUAGACAUAUUUGCUGAAGCACGUCCUCCAGGAAUAUACAAGCCAGAUUAUAUCGAUGCCUUGUACUCAUUCUAUCAUGAAAGAAAGCCAAUAACGGUUGUUUGCCCACCAACUCCAGAGUGGAAGAGGUCUUCUGAAUUUGAUCUCAAUGGUGAGGCAGUGCCUGAUGAUGAUGAUGAUGAUGGAGGUUCAGCUACUAGCGUGCAUGGCAAUCAUGAGAUGGCUGUCACAAUGACAAAUGACGAUGUUCUGGGGGAUGAAAUACCUAAUGACCAGCUGGAUGCACUGCGGCAGUUUUGCUACCAAGCACUUAAGUUGAAUGGAAGAGGAAAUUCACAAUUCCCAGGAUCACACCCCGUUUCUCUAAGCAGGGACAACUUACAGCUGUUAAGGCAGCGUUAUUAUUAUGCAACAUGGAAGGCUGAUGGAACAAGAUACAUGAUGUUAAUUACAGUGGAUGGGUGCUUUUUGAUAGAUAGGAAUUUUAAAUUCCGAAGGGUACAGAUGAGAUUUCCUUGUAGAUACACCAAUGAAGGUCCAGCUGAUAAGAUGCACCACUUUACAUUACUUGAUGGGGAGAUGAUUAUUGAUACUAUGCCGGACUCACAGAAGCAGGAGAGAAGAUACCUUAUCUAUGAUAUGAUGGCAGUCAACCAAGUGUCUGUCAUAGAGCGGCCCUUUCAUGAACGAUGGAAGAUGCUUGAAAAAGAAGUGAUUGAGCCCCGAAAUACUGAACGCCAAAGUAUUUACCAGAGUCGAAAUCCAAAUUAUAGAUAUGACCUGGAACCCUUCAGGGUGAGAAGAAAGGAUUUCUGGCUGCUUUCUACUGUUACCAAGGUCCUAAAGGAAUUUAUUCCAAGGCUUUCACAUGAUGCAGAUGGUCUUAUUUUUCAGGGUUGGGAUGAUCCCUAUGUUACUCGCACUCAUGAAGGCCUUCUGAAGUGGAAAUAUCCUGAAAUGAACUCAGUUGACUUUCUAUUUGAGGUUGAUGAUGAUGACCGUCAGUUGCUUUAUCUGCACGAGCGAGGGAAAAAGAAACUGAUGGAAGGCCACCGAGUUUCCUUCAAAGAUGCUCUAGAUCCCUCUUCAUACUCUGGGAAGAUAGUUGAGUGUUCUUGGGAUUCAGAGGAACGUGUGUGGGUCUGUAUGCGGAUCCGGACUGAUAAAUCAACACCAAAUGAUUUCAAUACCUACAAGAAGGUUAUGCGAAGCAUCAAUGACAAUAUAACAGAGGAUGUGUUGUUGAAUGAGAUUUAUGAGAUCGUUUGCCUGCCCAUGUAUGCUGAUAGGAUCAGGAUUGAGAGUAAAGCUCAGCAGCAUGCAAAUGCGGUACGUCGUAAGUGAUGGACAGAAUGGUGAGUAGGCACUAUGCUUAAAGGUGCUAGCAGAAGUAGAAGAACCCAAUACUGGACCUUUGAUGCUUGCUUGCUCUAGGUCUUUGCUGGUUUUACUUGGUUGAGGUUGGGUAUGUACUGGAGCUUAUCAACUAGAGGGUCACUGUGAUGUUAUGUAAUUAGCUGUAGCUCUAAUGGUAACCACCUAGUGGGUGCUGUGCUGGUGAGUUAUAUGAUGCACUUAGUGCACUAGAAUAGUUUUCAGCAUCAGACCCAAAUUAUGUCUGUCAUAGUUGCCCAGAUCAGGAGAAUUAGGAUACUAGGAUCUCCGUGUAUAUUCUUCUUUUUUUUCUUUUUAUGUAGUGAUUAAUAAGUUUUAGUCAUUUUUUAUUAGUAGAAACAAGUUCCCGGACAUGGUUUUCACCUCAUCUCUUGAUGUGAAUAUGUUUUGGAAUGUGGCGAUGGUUCUCUCA